UACCUGCAGAUUACAUAAAUUCAUCCAGCGUAUGAAUAACGAAAUGUGCCUGGAUAUGAAUUUUUUUCUAACUCCGGAAGUCAUUGUCAUUAUCCUCCGCCUAAAGGAGACUUUGUUCCGUACCGUUAAAAUCACUUUGUAACAUUAAUCAAUCAAAUCAGCAUCUCUUUGAUGAUCGAUUUAUGAAAUACUCUCAUAGUUUCAGUAUACCUAAACCAGUUUGGCCCCUUUAUCCCUUCAAAAUACCUAUAAUUUCCCAUCUUGAGACAUUUUCUGUAUAAUUCGCUCUAAUUUGAUCCUUUGGAUUUCUUUUCUUUCCCAUUCGCAUCUCCUUUCUAUUCAUAUAAUCGACUGCCCAUUCUAAAAAAACUAAGGCGUCUCACAAUAACACCCUUUGUGAGAGAUUCACCAGUUUGAACUUCUCCCAAUUGCUUUGUUGUUGAAACCCAAACCACCACCACCACUAUCUCGGGUCGACUGGCUUUUUAACUAUAUAACUAUAAAGUGCCGAUUCUUUGCGUGUCGAUUAUGGGCGGUUACUUUACAAAUUGGCAAUUAUCUCAAAUUUGCAAAAUGAACGUUGACGUCUUAAUUAUUACAAAAGUAAAGUUUAAUCAAUUGGUAAUGUUUUUUCAUUAAAGAGACAAAAACAUUAUAAUUUUUUUCAUGAAAGAAUAAUUAAUCUAUCUACUAUUUGUUAUGUAUUAUAAAUAGUAAAUAUAUAUAUAUAUUCCUAUACCGAUAUUACUUAAUGGAACUAUAUUUGUUUUUUUUUACAGCAAAAGGAAUUCAUGUAUAAAAUAAAAAUAAUAUUUGAUAAGCGUGAUAGAAAUAUUGGAAAUUAUUCCACUGGAUUAAUGAAAAUUGAAUCAUCAUUCUAAUGAUGGAACAUCUGAAAAGUGCGCGUUGGCGCGGAGCAUCCCUCGUGAUCCCUCCGACUAAACUAAAAUGCGUGUGUACCGAACCAAGAACUGGGGGGGAAAGAGAAACACAACUCAACUCCCUACAGUCACCCGAUUGGCGCUCGUGUUACGGACGGUAGGGGAGUUGAGCUUUCAGGGAGGGACUUUGACUUGGACGUGUGCCGUGACCGUCGCUCAGUUAGUGGCAGUCCGUCACAGCGGCAAGACCAUUGUUGUCAGCUACUACGAAAAGUGUUAGUGAGAAGAGUGAGAAAUCGUUAAAAAAUUGAGUGACUCUUGUUGUUUUAUUAAUAAUGUGAUCCUCGAAAUCGCUCGACUCGAUGGCAGAAUAAAACAUAAAGCUAGAGAGAAAUAAACAUUAAGAAUUUCCCGCGUAAAGAGAGAAAACAAAACGACGCCAUUGAAAUGCCCUCAAAUGUCGGCGGAAAGAUGUAUUACCUGGCGUUACUUCUGAUGGUGUGGAUAAAAAUGGCGGCAGGUGGUGGUGAGAUUUUUGCAAAAAUGUUUUCAAGUCAACAAAUACCUGCAGAUCCGUGUUACGACGAGGAUCGUCCACGUCGUUGCAUACCGGACUUUGUCAAUGCUGCUUUUGGUGCAACAGUAGAGACAUCUUCCACGUGCGGUGUAGGGGGACCAACGCGCUAUUGCGAUGUUGUUGAACAGACAUCUGGCAUUAGUGGACUGGGUCAGUGCCAUAUUUGUGAUGAUAAUACACCGAGAAAAAGAUUUCCCUCGAGUUAUUUAACAGACCUCAACAAUCCGAACAACGUAACUUGUUGGCGAUCGGAGCCGUUGGUAAACUCUCAAAGCUUCAAUGCACCACCGGACAAUAUUACAUUGACCCUCUCACUGGCUAAAAAGUAUGAACUGACCUAUGUCAGCCUUCAAUUUUGCCCAAAAGCGGCUAAACCCGACUCAAUAGCGAUCUAUAAAUCCAUGGAUUACGGAAAAACCUGGCAACCCUUUCAAUUUUACUCGUCACAAUGCAGAAGAGUAUAUGGACGUGCGAAUCGUGCCACCAUUACCAAAGCCAACGAACAAGAGGCUCGAUGCACCGAUAGUCAUAGAUUCACUGGAGGAGAGGGUUCAGGCCCUGUUGGACGAAUAGCCUUCAGUACUCUUGAGGGCAGACCAUCGGCAGCUGAUUUCGACAACUCACCGGUUCUUCAGGAUUGGGUGACAGCCACUGAUAUCAGAGUUGUUUUCAACCGUCUCCACAUGCCUCAACCGGACAUCUCCAAUGAGAAUCUUGGCAUUGAGGAAUUAACGAAACGGGAGAGAGAACGCGAAGAGAAAAUAAAGAACAAGCUUAAUCUUCUGCAUCUGGAACCCCUGGUGACUGUACUACCGUCUGUGCAUCAGGUACUUGCACCUCAGGAAAUGGUCAACAAUGAUGCUCUCGAUGUGCAGGAGAUGAAUUUUCAUCCCGAAGUUACCCCUACCACUCUCAUAACGGCCAAUGGUGCAACUACUAUGGCUCAUCAUUAUGCUGUAUCUGAUUUUGCUGUUGGUGGUAGAUGCAAGUGUAAUGGACAUGCAUCUAAAUGCUCCCAGGCGAAGGACGGAGAGUUGGCUUGUGAGUGCAAGCACAAUACCGCGGGACGAGAUUGCGAGAGAUGUAAACCCUUCCAUUUCGAUAGGCCCUGGGCUAGAGCUACUGCCAGAGAUGCUAAUGAGUGCAAGGUUUGCAAUUGCAAUCUUCAUGCUAGGAAAUGCCGUUUUAACGUCGAGCUGUACAAAUUGUCUGGUCGAGUGAGCGGAGGCGUGUGCCUCCAGUGUCGACACUUUACCGCUGGAAGACACUGCCAUUAUUGCCGGGAGGGCUACUACAGAGAUCCAACCAAACCGAUCACCCACCGCAAGGCUUGUAAACCUUGUGAUUGUCAUUUGAUUGGUGCUUCCGGGAAAACAUGUAACCAAAGUACAGGUCAGUGUCCCUGCAAGGACGGUGUAACAGGAACAACUUGCAAUAGGUGCACACGGGGUUAUCAGCAGAGCAGAUCUCACAUUGCACCCUGUGUCAAAAUUCCACAAGUGAUUCACACCCAGGGAAUCGCCGGGGAAGAUAACGGAGAACACGAUGAUGAUGAUGAUGAUCAUGGAUAUGCUGGCCGAACUGAGCAAUGUGGAAAAUGUCGGGCCAGCACCAGACGAAUGAAUCUCAAUAAAUAUUGCAAACGAGACUAUGCAAUUCUUGGGCGAGUAACAGGUAGACAGAAGUCCAAUGAAGUAUCCAACUCAGCUGGCAACUCAUUUGCCAAAUUCACCCUUAACGUCGAUCUUAUUUACAAACGAGGGGAUGAUUCGGUGAUAAAACGCGGUCCUAUGGCGCUCUACGUUCAUAUGGCUGAUCUGGCCUGCAGAUGCCCAAAGAUCAAACCAAACAAAUCAUAUCUAUUUUUGGGUCAAGAGAAUGACGGUAGUGGAUUGAAUGGGCUUGCAGUAACGCCAAAAUCAAUUGUUAUCGAGUGGCGAGACGAGUGGCAUCGGAGAAUGCGUCGCUUUCAGCGUAGAGCACGAUCGUGCCACUGAAGGAUCAAACGCCGAGGGUUAAUGUCACAAUAGAAUCCGUAACAACAAAAAAAAACAUUAUAUACACUAUCCAUUUUCUCUCGAUUUAACUCGAGACAGGAUCGAUAAUAAGCGAGCUCUAAGUACACUCGCCAACUACUCGACAUACCCACUCAGCGGUGCUUUAACCUCCCAUUUAGUCCCCCUAUUUCUAAAGCCCUGGGAAAUUCCAUCUUUCUUUUCUUCCAAAAUUAUAAAAUAAUAAUUUUGCUGUUAUUAAUGAUUUUUUCGUGCCAUUUGGCGUCCGGAGGGUGUGUAUGUGUUUCAUUAGGUGAAACGUGUUUAUCACGUCGAAUGAUAAUUUAGUUACUAACGUCAAUAUCUAUCUCAUGUUUUCCGAUCAAAGGAUUUUUUUUCAGUCAUAUAAAUAUUAGUGAGUGAGUGUUUGUGCACCGCCAUCCCCAUGAGCGAGAUUUACCGGAUGCUGGGUUUACAUUUGAAAUUUUGAUUUACCCGUACCAGCCGCCGGUUAGAUAUUUCACCGUCAUUCAUGCGCUCUCUUCUACCUUAAAUCCCGAGGGAUUGAGGAAUAACAAUAAUCGUUGGAUUAUUAUCCACUUAUGAAUUAAAACGAUAUUUGCGGCCUCGACAGUUGGUCCCACCAUAUCAUCAUUAAUUUUUUAAUAUAUUAAAAGUAUUUCUGUUCAUCGAAGUGUGAAUCGCAUAAUAGUAAAAACUUUAUAAUUAUUGAGACAAUUUUUUUAAUGAUUUUUUAAAUAAUUUUCUAAUGUAUUUAUUUAUUUGUCGUUUUAGCGAUUUUAACUUAGAUAAUCGUGUAACACGAAGUUCUUGUACAUUUUUUAUAAAAAAAAAAAGUAAUACAAAGAUAAAUCAUGGCUUUUCAGACUGUAUAUCGACAUUAUAUUAUAGGUAGAUGAUGAAGCAAUUACUCGCGAAAAAAUUAAUAGAAUAAAUUAAGCAGAAAUAUAGAGAAUUUGUACAACUCUGCUGAGUCGACAAAAAACUUGAUAGAAAAACCGUGUUGGACAGCCCAACUUCCUCAUACAGAACUAGAAUUUCUUCUCAAGACAAAUGUCGUUAUAAAAUUAGAUGAUAAUUAGGAAAUUUUCUUCGCCAGGGGAGGAGAAAUAAAAAUAACUGCCACAUUAUCUGAAUUUGUUUCUCCAUCGUUCAUAUUAAGUAAGAUAAUACGAUACUGUACAGUAUUUAGGGACUGACGAUAAUGAAAGGCACACGGAGGUGAGUGAAGCUAUUGAAAUUAAUUUUUCAUAUCGAGCGAUAUAAGUUUUCAUUUGAUUGAAAAAAAAUACUUGCGCGAUACCUAAUGAAUUUUUCUUGCUGAUCAAAAUCGAGUUCCUAGUCGUGCCAACACUUGAAUGAGUAAAAAUUAAACAAUCGAACUGUAUUCACAUGUAUUUCAACCUAUUUCACGUAUUAAAAUUAAUAUGGCGACUGAGGAGAUAGAAUAAUCGCAAUUGCUUCGAAAAAUUCAUGUCGUUAGAAGCCUAUAAACCAUAUAUGUAUAAACUCGAAUCUAAGGUAGCUCGAUUACUGAGAAUUACGAGAAUAUACUAUAGAUAAUAUCCAUGACAUUCAUGAUGAUGCAAAAGCACCAUGAAUUUUCAUUUUAUAGAGUUGGAAAAAAAAAUUUGCCAAAUUAACAGGUAAUUUUUUUUCCAAGAACCUUUGCGCUGCAUUUUUAUCCGAAAAAAUGCUGUUAAUAUAUAUUUAAUACUGAUUGCUCCAAAAAUAUACGUAGUUACAUCCGCUGAGAGUACUAAAAAUAUCAAAUUGAAUCAUAAAUAUCAUAUUUAUACUUCCCAAAUUAGUUGUAAUGAUAUUAUAGUUUCCAAUUGUCAUUAUAGUGGAUUUUAACGACUCAUCAAUUGAAACACGUGAUUAAAUUAUUGAGUGUCAUUGUGGUGUAAUAAAUGUGAUUAGAUUUGAAGCGAGAAUAAAAUAAAUUAAUGGAACAAACGUUUGAGGAUUAUUUGGGAUUUGCAGGACAAAUAUUUCUCUAUUUAUUUUUGUACAAGUUAAAAUGUUUUUUAUUUCAUUUUUUUUAUAAACCAAAGCUACAUUACCAGAUCAUCAGUUAACAAUGAUUGCACCUGAGAGCCAGAAGGCUGUUUCUGUAGCUCUAAAUGUCAGUGUUCGAGUGAAAUAAAAAGGUAAGGCAGUUUGAUAUACAAUUAGCAAACAAUAGAAAAUUUAUCCUCUUAUCUGUUUAUUUUCACUCUGUCCCGAUAUUUAUCAUAACGAUGGCCGUGUUAUUCUCAUCGAUUCAUAUUUGCAUAAUCAUAAUGCACUAGAAUGCAGUCAGCAAUGAAUUAUCAAACUUCUUAUAAAUGAACAGAUCGUGUGUAAAAUA
Molecule: messenger RNA, 5826 nt
Organism: Diachasmimorpha longicaudata
Lineage: Eukaryota; Metazoa; Arthropoda; Insecta; Hymenoptera; Braconidae
Product: netrin-1-like
Exons: 7
Coding region: 1329-3455 (708 amino acids)
Biological process (GO): dendrite development; motor neuron axon guidance; animal organ morphogenesis
Cellular component (GO): basement membrane
Molecular function (GO): protein binding
Source: RefSeq, a predicted model, not a curated record